Aspergillus niger is the source of this 204-nucleotide messenger RNA. RefSeq lists its product as hypothetical. The coding region runs from base 1 to 204 and encodes 67 amino acids. Lineage: Eukaryota; Fungi; Ascomycota; Eurotiomycetes; Eurotiales; Aspergillaceae. The transcript is spliced from 2 exons. The record is from RefSeq and is a predicted model, not a curated record.
AUGACAGACUUCAAACUACAUGAGACACAAGAAAACCGAGUUAUACCUCAAACAGUAUAUGCAGCAGACAAAAUUGGUGUGCUCGGACGUUCGCCGUUGUUAGUCAAAGCGAUCUGGGAGCCAAAAAUACUCAUGAUCACAAAUACACAGGCCAAUCAAGCCCGACAGAUCAAGGAGUGGGGGAUUUUCCCCAGAGUAGACUAG